AUGCUCUUCACCACCUUCGUUUCACUGCUCCUCGUCAUACUCUGUCUUGUCCACGUGUCUGCUCAUCCUCUACAAUCGUUUCGUUCGUCCUCUGCCAUUGGCAAGCAGAAGCACAAGAUCAAGUCUAGGCAAUUUGAAGAGGAGAUCGCGCAAGGUGCUGAAGACAGCAUCGAGCUGUUCGAGUUUCCUCGGGUUCACGAUUCGUCUGAACAGAUUCACGAGCGCACAGAGCAACAAAACAUCACCACCAAGAAUAUCAUCUUAGCCAUCAACAAGAAUUCGCGAAAACACGGAGGACUACAUAGACUUCCGGCUCAGGUGCAAGGAGAAGGCGAGUUCACGUACGACAGGCAGAGAAAUGCAGUCGGCUCGUACAGGUAUGGCGAUAGCCAUGGUAACAGUAGGGAAGCGGAGUAUUCUGUUGCUGAUCACCAGUCUGCUUCUGGAGAGUAUAAAUUUGGGCCGACGACGUAA
Messenger RNA from Mycosarcoma maydis (corn smut), 474 nucleotides. RefSeq lists its product as uncharacterized. The record is from RefSeq and is a predicted model, not a curated record. The coding region runs from base 1 to 474 and encodes 157 amino acids. NCBI's taxonomy places the organism in Eukaryota, Fungi, Basidiomycota, Ustilaginomycetes, Ustilaginales. The transcript has a single exon.